Messenger RNA from Branchiostoma belcheri (Belcher's lancelet), 1241 nucleotides. RefSeq names its product protein SCO1 homolog, mitochondrial-like. The transcript has 6 exons. Gene Ontology annotation, molecular function: copper ion binding; copper chaperone activity. Bases 87 to 761 code for a protein of 224 amino acids. The record is from RefSeq and is a predicted model, not a curated record. Lineage: Eukaryota; Metazoa; Chordata; Leptocardii; Amphioxiformes; Branchiostomatidae. Gene Ontology annotation, biological process: mitochondrial respiratory chain complex IV assembly; intracellular copper ion homeostasis. Gene Ontology annotation, cellular component: mitochondrial inner membrane.
UGUCCUGUAGCCUGUGCACAUGUCCUGUGGUUAGGAGGCAGUCAUCAGCUGUCCUGUCCUCCAGACUGUGCCAUCAGCUGAGGGGGAUGUCUUCAGACUCUGUCCCUCCUUCACGGCCGACACCAGAAAGGGGGACCUCAGUGUGGAAGGCUUUAGUAGGAGCUGGAGUGUUAGGAUCUGCACUGUUGCUGUUCUUCAACUAUCUCAAGAGAGAGAAAGAGCUGGCACUUGAAAAAGAGCGGUCCAAGUCGCUGGGAAAGGCCCUGAUUGGAGGACCCAUCUCCAUGGUGGAUCACCAUGGAAACCCUAAGACAGAGCAGGACUACAGAGGACAGUGGUGUCUGCUGUACUUCGGAUUCACCCACUGUCCUGACAUUUGUCCUGAUGAGCUGGACAAGAUGGCACAGGUGGUGACAGACAUGGCAAACAUCAAGACGUUACCCAACAUCACUCCUAUCUUCAUCUCCAUAGACCCUGAGAGGGACGACGUCAAGUCUAUCGCUCAAUAUGUCAAAGAGUUCCACCCAGACCUGGUUGGCCUGACAGGUUCACUAGAGCAGGUCAAACAGGUGUCCAAAAACUUCCGAGUCUACUACAGUCAGGGUCCUAUAGACGAGGAUGGGGACUAUAUAGUGGACCAUACCAUCAUCAUGUACCUGAUGAACCCAGACUGGCAGUUCCUGGACUACUACGGCAAGGACAAGAACUCAGACCAGAUCGUGGCCAGCAUAGCAGGACACAUGCGCAAAUACAGGAGUUAACCAACACCUCCAACCAUAGGCUGCAGUUAAUGCAGUAUAACAAUGUAGAAUUUAGAAAGAGACGCCAUGUAUAGGUAGCAUUGCAAAGGGCAGGUUGUUGUAAAAUUGGUGUAUUUGUUUGCCAAUGACUACAUAAUGCUUCUAGCAGCCCUUCCACUGGUCAGACCACUAGCCUGACCACAUCAUGCCUCUAGCAGCCUUUACAUUGGUCUGACCCUUAGAAGCUUGAUCUUGAAUCCUGAGCUCCUAUUGGUAGUUCUGGGAAUAAGAAUGGUUCUCCUCAGUUACAGUGGAGUUAUUGGACACAAGCUCUCAAGAAAAAUCAGCCCCUGACAGCAAGACGUUGUUGACAGGCUAGGUUAUCAGUUUGAUUUAACAUGUUGAAUAUCAUGGAAGUGCAAGGGUCAUCAAUUCAGGGAUCAGUUCAAUCAGUACCUAGUGGGCAUGGUGGCCUUGAAAAGGUGCACUUAGGUGCACCUG